AUGCCGCUGCUGUUCGGACGAGGCGACGCGACCUCGUCGGCCAGGCCGCCCGGCGGGCUCGGCUCUUCGCUACGCAGCAGUACGGGCUCACAGGACCUUUUAAAAGUACAGACCGAUGGCUCCAACAGUCGAAAACAGUCGACCGGCACCCGAUCCGGCGUCGACCCAUCCAGAGCUGUACAACAAUUAAAACAAAAAAUCGCGGAAAUCCCGAAACCGCCGGCCGACUGGCGGCAGCGGUUGAAGGCGUUCUACAAGCGGCACAACAUCAAAUACCUUAACCCGCUCGUUUUCAUUAUGAUCUACAUGUUUGUUGGCGCGAUUUUCUUCCUUUGGCUGGAGGGCCCUUCGGAUUCUCGGCGGAUAGCCAACGAAUACGCACACUAUCGACGCGAAAAAGAGCUUCUCAUGCGCCGAUUCGAAGAGAUUGUCGCCGAUCGAGCCAUUCGCAAUCGGCCGGCCCGCCGAAUGUCGCUGACGCAAGCCAUCGAUCAUUUUCAUAAAGAGAUUAAUUUUUCCGUGAAAAACGAGACUUCCUGGGAUUUGGCGACGGCCAUGUACUACGCCGGAACGUUGUUUACAACGAUUGGCUACGGCGACGUAAACUGCGUGACGACAGCCGGCCGUAUCCUUACCGUCAUCUACUCAUGCAUCGGCAUCCCACUUAUGCUCAUCACGCUCACCGAUCUCGGCAAGUUCCUCUACCAGGGCAUCAACGGGUGUGUCAAGAGCGUCGACGAUGCGUGGGCCUACCUCGGCAUAUUCCGGAUAUUCACCGGAAAGAAGAAGAAUCGGGUGGAUAUUCGGGUAGAUGAGGUCGAGGCGGCCGAACGGGGAGAAGCACAGUCGAUCACGUCAAAUCAUUCCGAGAUGGGGAGCACCAACUCGGAUCGCGAAGACGACCUCGAUGAACUGCUUGAAGAGGAGGAGAAAAUGCCGAGAAUGAGCGUGAAGGUGGCCCUCGGGAUCACGAUCGGGUGGAUCUUCUUCUGCUCGGCCCUGUUCCCGAUGUGGGAAGAUUGGACGUACGGCGAGUCGUGCUACUUCAUGUUCAUCUCCUUCUCCACCAUUGGACUUGGCGAUAUCGCCGUCGCCCAUAGGGGAAAAAUGGUGUUAUGCUUCGUGUUCGUGAUCGUCGGUCUCUCCCUCGUGUCGAUGACCAUCAACGUCGUGCAGGUGGCCAUCGAGGAGAUGUACAUGGCCUUCUUGAUGAAGCUGAUCAUGGAGUAUCAGGAGAAAAUGGCCGCCGGCGGGGAUCCAAAGGGCGCCAGCAUGGGCAUGAUGCGAAUGUGGGGCAACAACAAAACCGCCAAACUGCUGAUGCCGCUUUUAGGAAAAGAAAUGAAACGCACGGCGAUGGAAAAGGUCGAGGUUGAGGCGCAGAAGAAGGGAAUUGAGAUCCCGCCCAUCCUGAAAGACGUCGACCUGGAGACGGGCAUGCCGAAAAUCCUCCAAAUCGCCGAGCAGACACACUCGAAGAAGGGCGAGCCGGACGAGGAUAUUCCCAUGCCGCCAGAGUUGGAGGCCAUGGUCGAGAAACAUCAACUCGAGGUGGCCGAACAGAAGUCGUUGGCCAUGACUAACUCAAUGGCAUCGAUGGGUGGACUCCUUGGCCAUGACGCCGAUACACAAACAGAGAUCUUGCUUACCGAAGAUCAAAGCGAGCAAACCGAGGAGAUCGAGGUCGAUGACGAUGCCACCCAAACCGAGGGGCCCGCUACGGAAAAAACACCAUCUACAGAACGCGAACAACAAACGGAUCAGGUGGUCGGCUGCGUCGUUGAAACUCAAACGACCGUCCGUCACUAUACUGAGGCCGAGACAUCUACUCCACAAAUUAGAACAUCGGAAAAUGAUUCGCAAACGCCCCGUUCUCAAACGAACGAGCAAGAGAUCCAGACGUAUAUUUACGAGUAUGCGGAAGCGGAAACGUCGACGGCGGUCGAAACGAAAAACAUCCGAAUACAAACGCCGCACCCACAGAUUAUGGACAAAACGAUACAAUCUGAUGACUUGACGGAAGGCAAAUCCUCAUCCCCGUCAAAAAUGGCGUCGGCGCGGAAGCGGAUACGUCGCGCGCUACGCAUCACCACCGCCAACCAAAAGGGACGGCGCAACACGCUCGACAACGCGCCGGCAAUGACCGACUGGGUGGAGGACGAGAUCGCCGAGGAAGACGAGGAGGGCGUCGAGGGUGAAGAAGACGCAGGCUCGGUCGAGUCGCUCCAUUGGGACCCGGUAGACGGUCUGCACGCCGAGAAGCAGUUGCCCGUGCAGAAGCUGAAGUCGCUGUUCGAGCGGAAGACGUCGUUGCAU
Molecule: messenger RNA, 2316 nt
Organism: Mesorhabditis spiculigera
Lineage: Eukaryota; Metazoa; Nematoda; Chromadorea; Rhabditida; Rhabditidae
Source: the annotation of a GenBank genome assembly